GCUCCCCCCUUGGGUUCCCUUCACCAGCAGAGGAGAGGAGAGGAGGGGGGGGGAAAAAAAAGAGAAGGAAUUUGCGAGAUAGGGAAAGGGAAGCAAACUUGUGGUAUGGAUGAGCUACCGGUAUCGGAAGGGGCAGAAUAGGAGAACGGAAUAAAGUAUGAUAGAGAAAAAAAAGUGAGGGGAACAAACAUCCAGAUGCGAUAUCUAUACGGGGUUUAUCUCCAUAUGGAGGUCAGAACUACAGAAGACACCUAUCGUACACAGAACAAACAGAGUAAAGUUCGUUAGCCCAUCCCGCUCCCUCUCUCACUCUUUUUUUGUCCCCCUUCUCCCCUCUCCCCUCACCCCUAUCUCUUUUCUCCCCACUUCGCUUCCCCUAUCCAUAUUUUCAUUUUCUUUAUCCUCUCUCUACCCUCGCUCUACCAUCCCUCUCUUCUCCGGUAAUCACACCCCAAUAUCCAACCUAUCGGCGCAUUUCUACCUCAACUACUACGACCGACCAGCGCAAUGCCCACCGCAAGUAUGGAUUCUCACGAAGUGACGACAAGGCUGCAUGUUGACGAGUUGAUCCUGGAAUACCUGCUAUGGUUCUGUACCUCUAGCCUCCUGAAAGAGCGACGGCUGCGAUUGGGUGAUUGUGUCGGGAAGCAAGAGUGGACCGACGCAGCGAAAUCGGCCGAUAUGGGGAUGCGUCUGGUCAAUUGUAAUCGUCCUCUCCUGUCCCCCUCGGUUCCCUUCCUUCCUUCCAUACUAAUGAGGACUGUGCUUGUGCAAAUGAUCAGCCUUCAGCCAAACCUUCAAACGUCUCCACCCCAAUUCUAUUCUCCCGGAUAGCAUCGCCCUUCGUCAGCGCAUAUGCCGUUUCACGACAGUCUUGCUGCGCAGACUCGAUGCCACCAGUCCGACGUUCACCCGAGCGUCGCAAUCCAGCGCGCGAACACGCGCCUGGCUCUCACGCAAGCGCGCCAGCAACGUCAUCGAGGACCUGACCUCAUCAUCACCACCAUCUAAUGUUCCUAUCGCAUCCGAAUUCUCGCAAACGCCAUUUCCACCGUCAAACCUCCGACGCAAUACGGAAGAGAUGCGCAGCCAGAUGGGGUUCUCUGGCAUGCCAGCCGUGCAUCAGGUGUACUGGGGAAAUAUUUCUCUCCGCGAGGGAUUGAGGGAGUUCAUGAUCCUCAGCAGUUGGACUUGUGCUUUCAAUGAUGAGGUCAGCACUCUGUGGAUGGAGACUGCAACAAACUAUAUGGUUCAGGGUGUCCUCGAGGCAUACCGAUGCGAGGGCGCGAAGGGGAUCGAUGCGCUGAACGAGUGCUUUUCCUGGGGGCCCACGGCCAAUGGUCAAGAAGGUUUAGAUGACGAUGAAAUCGUGGUCAACGAGAUGUUUGGUGGCGAUAGUGGGAGUGUCGGAGUGUUGUUCGAGAAGAUGAAGACUGAGGCACUUUUGGAGGUAUGCUUUUUCUUCCCCUUGAUCCUGGCAAAUUACCCUUACGUGUAUGACUGAUGGGUGAGCGGGAAGGUCUUACCACCGGUCAAUACAUCUUUAGAAACGCACAUGGACCAAUUAGCGGAAAAACACACGUGGGCGGUUUUCGAAGAAACCUUGGUGGGCGGGUAUCUUACGGCGGUAAUAUCUGCGCAGCCGUCGCCGGUUUUAUUACAAGUAUUCAUUUUCCGGUUUUCCCAAGAUAGUGGGUGAUACUAACGAUGGAUAAAUUAAUAGCUGGAGAACGGCAAACUCAACGGCUUUGAAGAUAAAGAUAUCUCGACACUCCUGGCAAAUGCUGGUGCUCUCAUUCGAUGA
Messenger RNA from Tuber aestivum (summer truffle), 1804 nucleotides. The record is from the annotation of a GenBank genome assembly. Lineage: Eukaryota; Fungi; Ascomycota; Pezizomycetes; Pezizales; Tuberaceae.